AUGCCCAGGCCGGCCCCAAGGCCCAGCCCCUUGCCCCAACUGGACGACACCAGCAGCUCCUCUGACGAGGCGCUUACCAAAAAGCGGGUGGUGCGAGAAUCGUCAAGCACUCGGCCGCUUCAACCAACGAAGCGAGUGCGCGGAAAAGCACCAUCAAGUACCCCAGAGCCUCACGCCCCCAAAUCGAAGCCAUUGUCGAACUCAUCGGCCGCGCCUGCCCUAAGCAUCCGCGAUACACCACAGUCAUCGGCUCGCCCAAAAUACACGACCGCGAUCGCAAUUCAAGAUACCCCUGAAGUCGGCGAUGUUCAGAUUGUUACCAACAACUCAGCUUCCUCUCCAGAACACACGCCCACACACCCGAGAGCAUCCAAAACAGGCGCUGUCCGUGCAACUUUCGGUAAGAACAUAUCGCCAACGACUGCGUCUGCUGGCGAUCUGGAGGAACAUGCCUCGACAGCAGCUGGAGCGGCCGUUGAAAUUGUGGACAGCAGCGACUUUUCCGACGGCGACUCCCUGGACUCUGGCUAUGACAAGGCCCUCAGGUGUCCAAGUUGCCAGAGACACCUGUCCGACAGCCUCUCUGCCAAAGCCAUGGAUCUGUACAGUCACCUCCUGUCGCUCACGCCGGGAUCGGAGCAGUAUUACAUGCAGGGAUUCGAGUUUUGUCGGCGCCACAAGGCCGAGGAGACCACCAUUCCGGAGGGUAUCAGGAGAGGAUAUCCAACGAGCAUUGACUUUAAGCGUAUCAAGAUGCGGGUUCGGGGUCUGCUGUCCGAGAUCAAGGGCAUUGUUUCUAAUCCAGAAACGAGCUACUUUCGCACCCUGGCGAUGCAGGCAUACAGCUCCCUCGGCAAGCGGCAUGCACAAGGCGUCGAAUACAAACUAAGACAUAGCCAGCAACUCAAAUGUGGCUAUUAUGGAAUGCUCGGGACAAGCAUCAUCUUCAAAACACUGAUCGAGCUCUUGACUCGCGGAGAGAAGCCGAUCCUGAAGUACAGAACAACAAAGCCCCAGACCGUUUUCGAGUUCAUCCAAGACGUACUUGUACCCGAAGUCGCGAGCCGUCUUAUACUCCAGGACUGUCAGAGCGAAGCCAGCCGGAUUGGCGAUGUGACAAACUUGGCAGAAGCCCGCCAAGUGAUGCAGGAGAGCUCCGAGUUUGGCUGGGCGCUCCACGGCGACUGGAGCGACGAAGAAAGCAGCGACUAG
This is a messenger RNA of Polychytrium aggregatum, 1212 nucleotides long. Its product is annotated as RTC4-like domain-containing protein. NCBI's taxonomy places the organism in Eukaryota, Fungi, Chytridiomycota, Chytridiomycetes, Polychytriales. The coding region runs from base 1 to 1212 and encodes 403 amino acids. The transcript has 3 exons. The record is from RefSeq and is a predicted model, not a curated record.